This is a messenger RNA of Fopius arisanus, 1393 nucleotides long. Its product is annotated as speckle-type POZ protein B. The transcript is spliced from 2 exons. Bases 176 to 1309 code for a protein of 377 amino acids. Gene Ontology annotation, molecular function: protein binding. NCBI's taxonomy places the organism in Eukaryota, Metazoa, Arthropoda, Insecta, Hymenoptera, Braconidae. The record is from RefSeq and is a predicted model, not a curated record.
CAUGACCUCAGUCGAAUGAUUGUUCUCCGAGUCCAAGUUAUAUUGAAAACAUAAAAUAGGCGUAAGAGUUCAAUGGCUUUUUCCAAGAGUUUUAGAUUUGACUAAUGAAUUUCCUCAUUUCCACAAUAUGAGAACCGACAACUGAUUGAAGUAAUUGAAACAUUAAAAAAACAUCAUGGCAUCGUCAAGUCUUUUCAUUCUCUGCUUUUUGACUGUGGCAUCGACUUGUCAUUCAUCUGAGAGGUCAGGACUUAAGACAACCACUACAACAGUGAACAUUGCCUCAGAAGCCGAAGCAGAGCAUCUCUGGUAUAAAUGGACAUUGAAAAAUAUCAUGCUGCUUGCAACACGUGACGGCUGUAUCGACUCACCAUUAUUCCGGACAAAAAACGAGAGCAUCAAAUUCAAACUGCGAUUCUGCUUCUUGCGGAAGGGAUCGCUGCAAAUUGUUCCAUACGUCGAGGUACCUGAACACAGCACCUUUGAAAUAGACAGUGAACUAAAAAUAUUUAACGGCAGUAACUGGAAUGUCAUUGCUAACAGAACGACUCAGAAGAUGCGUGUGGAUCGACAUUCGCCGACAUUUCAAUACUCACAGCUGCUGAGGGGUUUAAAUGAAGAACUCAAUUUCGACUCGACCAUCAUCAUCAUUUGCAGCAUUGACAUGCCACUGAGAGUGGUUUCUAGAGUAAUCGCUGAGACAAGCAUUGAAGGAUCGAAAGUCGAAGGAAAUCCCUGCAAUGCGGAAAAAAGUCAACUCAGUCAAGACUUCGGUCGACUUCUGCAUAACAAGAAUUUCACUGAUGUCGUGAUUGCCGCAGGAAGUCACAGAUUUCCGGCACAUAAAGGAGUACUGGCGAUUCGGAGUCCAGUACUCGCCGGUUUGAUAGAAAAUGCCAGUUCUCCAGAUGGAAUUAGCUUGCCGAUGUUGAGGAGCCAGCAUUUGGAGUACCUGGAGCCGGUGGUGGUGGAGGCCAUGCUGGAGUAUAUCUACACCGAUAAAAUUUGCAAUCUGACUGAUCUUUCCGUAACGUACGGACUGUUAGGAGUUGCUGACGGGUUCAAGAUGCCUGGUUUGAAACCCAUCUGUGAAAAUUAUCUGCGUGAGAAACUUAAUGUUGAUAACGCUGUAGGUACUUUGGUGCGGGCUGACCAAUAUGGACUGGACAGACUGAAAAAAUAUAUUGUCGGAUUCAUCACGGAUCAUUUCAAAGAUAUCAUUAAGACGAGUGGUUAUAAAAAAUUGGAACAAGAGGCUCCUGGUCUUCUAGACAAAAUACUAUCACCGUACGAUGAUUUUCGCCAUUGAAAAUUGAAAUUUUUGAUGAAAAAAUUAUUUAUAAUCUUAUAUUUUUUCCAGUUUCAGGACAAAAAUGUAAUGACCAUUGUAUUC